Thecamonas trahens ATCC 50062 is the source of this 2025-nucleotide messenger RNA. RefSeq lists its product as uncharacterized. Lineage: Eukaryota; Apusomonadida; Apusomonadidae. The transcript has 2 exons. The record is from RefSeq and is a predicted model, not a curated record. The coding region runs from base 1 to 2025 and encodes 674 amino acids.
AUGAGCGGCUAUGGGUACGGCGACCGCGACCGCAACCGUGGCCGUGACCGCGGCUCCCGCCGCGACCGCGACCGUGGUGGCGACCGCGGCGGCGACCGGGGUGGCGACCGCGGCGGCGACCGGGGCGGUUACGGUGGCGACCGUGGGUACGACCGUGGAGCGCCUGCCGCUAGUGACCGCUGGCGUGGGGGCGACCGUGGGUACGGCGGCCCGGCGCGCGACCGCCAACGCGACCGUGAGCGCGGCCGGGGCGGGUACGGUGGCGGUGGAUACGGUGGCGGCGGGUACGGUGGCGGCGGGUACGGUGGCGGACGGCGGGCGCGGUCACGGUCACGCGAACGCGACGAUCCGGCGCUGGCGCCGCCGGCGCCGAUUGGAGGCCGGGCGCGGAUGGAGCGAUCGCUGUUGCCACCGAUGCCGCCGCUUCCGCCUGCGCCGCGACGGCGGGCGGGCGGCCGCGGCGGCGGGCGGCGAAGUGCCGGCAGUGCUGGCGGGCGGCGCCGGGCUGGAGGCGCCGGCGGCAAGAGCCAGCCUGCCCCGCGGGUGGUGGUGCCUGUGGCGCAGGAUCAUCCGCUUGCGCGCGAGUUUGUGGAGCGGGUGUCUGUUGCAGAUCCGACGUCCGAGAUGGGCCGGAUGCGGCGGGUGUAUGCGCUGGCGGACCGGCGCGAGCUCGGCGAGCACAUGCAGCGGCUGGUGGCGGCGCGGGCGGCGCACUUUGCAGGCGUGGUGGCCAAGGCCGAGCUUAGCCUGGAGGUGCCGGGCGAGGACGAGGCACCGCGGGCAUCGAUGCUCGAGCUGCACUGGGCGGGCACCCCGCACUUGUACGCAGUCCAGUCGUCGUCGUUUGUCUCGAGCCUGGUCUCGGUCGAGCGUGUGCUGGAAGAGCUGGAGCAGGUCGACGGCGUGCUUGACGUCGCGCUACUGCCGUCGGACAUCUCGGCGCAGGCUGCGUGCGCCGCCGCCGGCGCGCCGCCGCCGCCGGUCCGCAACAUCCACGCCUCGUACCUGGUCGUGCUGACGGGCUCAAUCGAGGCUGCGCGCGGAGUCAUGGUGUGCCUGGACAACAAGGUCUUUGCUCCGCGCAACAACGAGGACACAUCGUCGUUCCUCCUCCGCAUGGGCUCGGACCCGAGCGCCGCCGACGAGUAUCAGCUUGUCGUGCCGCCGCUUGCCUACCGCCGCCUCGCCGCUGCCGCCCCGCCGUCGGCCGACGCUACCGCGGAGCUGCUGGUCCAGCUGCGGGCCGCCGCCGAUGCAUACGACACCGCCGCCAGUCUCGAGCCGAUCACCCGUGUUCUGGCCGAGAGCGGCGUCGCCGUCACUCACUCUCUCCUCCUUGGCUACCUCCGGUUUGUCCACGGCUUCUGCGCCCUGUGCGAGGCCGGUCCUGUGGCGCUCGGCCCGUUGCACCUCCUGGGCUCGUGCGGAACCGGGCACGGGUGGUGUGCUGCGGUUGAGAACGCAGUCUUGACCCAUUCCCGCGGCGGCGAGUGGACGCCGUACGGCCGCCUGGUGGCGCGGCUGAGCCGCGCCGCUGCUGAGCCGACUCUGGCGUAUAGCGCCGGCGUCUCCGCCGCGGCUGCCGCUGCCGCCGAGUCCAUCGCCUCAGCAGCGGCCUCGGCCGCCAGCCUCUACGAGGUCUCCAAGUCGGGCAAGGUCAAGUGCCUCGAGUGCGGCAAGCGUUUCCGGACCGUGGGCCACGUGCUCAAGCAUCUCACUGGCCGGCAUGACAAGGAUCUCGACGUCAAGGACUUUGAGGCCAAGGCCCAGCUCUCCGCCAACCUGUGGCACGGCGAGCCGGAGCUGGCCUACGAGCUCGGCCGCCUGGCGCAAGCCCGCGGCGUUCCGGUCCCCGAUCCUGGCCUUGCCGCUGUCGCCGCCAUCCAUGCUGCCGAGGCCGAGGCUGCGGCAAAGGGUACGACCGCCGCUCCCAUGGACGAGGGCAAGGCUAAGAGCGAAGGCCCGGCUCCAAUGGACGACAAAGCUGGGGACGAUGCGCCGGCGCCCGGAUCCGACCAAGAGUAA